AUGAAAAGCUUUAUGAUGAAUGCUGAUUUUCAUGAUGUUGGCUAUGUGGGGCCAAGGUUUACUUGGUGUAACAACAAGGAGGGUGCUUCUCGAAUAUGGGAAAGGUUGGACAGGUGUAUGGCUAAUUCUAUUGCUAUUCAGAAAUUUCCUUUAAUGGUUACUAGACAUCUUGCGAGAUUGGCUUCUGAUCAUUGUCUAAUAGUCAUUAAGAUGAAUGAGAAGGUGCAGCUCAAGUCUAAGAUUAUUAGAAUUGAGGAUACAUGGAGGUCUUAUCCUGCAGCCAAGAAUAUUGUUUUUCAUUCUUGGAGUAAGAAGGAUUUGGGUGAUGAGUUUGUGACCCUACAAAGGAAGCUUAAUCGCACUCUAAAAGCUUUAUUUUUCUGGAAUAGGAACAAAUGUAAAAAUUUAAAUGUGGUAAAGGAUAAGUUGAAAGAAGAAAUCCUUGAACUUCAAAACAAGGAAGCAUUGGGUAUCAACUGGUUGGUGGAUGAUUUGUUGGUUCUAAGAAAUAAAGUACAUGAACUUAAUGUCACCUUGAAGAGGCUUUCUACUUGGUGGAAUCAAAGGGCAAAGGCUAGGUGGCACGAGGAAGGUGAUACAAAUUCCAAUUUAUUCCAUAGCUACGCCACAGCUAGAAGGAAAGGGAACAAGAUAACUCAAAUCAAAGAUGAGCUAAGUAAUGUCUUUGAUGAAGAUGAGCAAAUUGAAAAGGUUUUCAUCAUUACUGAUUUGGAAGUGCUUAAUGCAGAAUUCUCUGUUGUUGAAUUGCAAAAUUUAGUUUUUCAGCAGGGCAACAACAAGUCUACUGGGUUAGAUGGAGUCACUUAUUCCUUCUACAAGAGCUAUUGA
This is a messenger RNA of Dendrobium catenatum, 849 nucleotides long. RefSeq lists its product as uncharacterized. The record is from RefSeq and is a predicted model, not a curated record. The transcript is spliced from 2 exons. Bases 1 to 849 code for a protein of 282 amino acids. NCBI's taxonomy places the organism in Eukaryota, Viridiplantae, Streptophyta, Magnoliopsida, Asparagales, Orchidaceae.